Hansenula anomala is the source of this 750-nucleotide messenger RNA. It is a transcript of the gene HOP2, whose product is annotated as Hop2p. The transcript has 7 exons. Gene Ontology annotation, biological process: meiotic strand invasion involved in reciprocal meiotic recombination; homologous chromosome pairing at meiosis; meiotic joint molecule formation. Gene Ontology annotation, cellular component: condensed nuclear chromosome; DNA recombinase auxiliary factor complex. Gene Ontology annotation, molecular function: double-stranded DNA binding; recombinase activator activity. NCBI's taxonomy places the organism in Eukaryota, Fungi, Ascomycota, Saccharomycetes, Phaffomycetales, Wickerhamomycetaceae. The record is from RefSeq and is a predicted model, not a curated record. Bases 1 to 636 code for a protein of 211 amino acids.
AUGCCUCCAAAGAAAGAGAAGAAAGUGCAAGUGAAAGGAGAUGAAGCUGAAAAGACCAUUUUAGAGUACCUCGAGCAACAGUACCGCCCUUACUCAGUCAACGAUAUCAUCCAGAACCUACAUGGCAACAUCUCCAAGGCUGCCGCUGUCAAAGCUUUAGAAAACUUGACUGCUGAGAACAAGAUUGUUACAAAGGUUCUUGGAAAGAUGUCAAUAUCGGUUGCAAAUAAAGUUGAAGUGGAUCAAUCAGAAGAAUCUAUAAAUUAUGAUGAGGAACUAGAGGUUAUGAAGCAGAACAUCAAGGAGGCAAGUCAAAACUUGAGUGCCUUACAAACUGAACUUUCAGAAACAACAAAGUAUCCAUCAGAUGAAGAGCUUGAUGCUGAGCUCAAGUCGUUGCAGAAAGAAGUGGAAGAUUUAUCACAUAAAAUUGAAGCUGCAAAAUCAAAGCCAAGUAUAAGCACUGAAUCGGUGAAUAAGAUAAAGUCUCUAUCAGCCUCAAUCACAAGUGAGUCUCAAAAGAGACAGAAACUAUAUAAAAACUUUCUCAAGUACAUUGCUGAGUUUAUUGAUCCAAAGAAAUUGAUUUUUGAUCUGGGUCUAGAGGAAGUGACUAUGGUUCAAAACAAAGCUUGAUAGUAAAAUGAAUAUAGCUAAUUAAUUUCAUCUUGUGUGUGGUUCGCGAUCUGAAGCUUCUUCGAAGAAAAAUCUUUUCACCCUUCCAGUUUACUCCUGAAUAUCACAACAUCC